This is a messenger RNA of Salvelinus fontinalis (brook trout), 5925 nucleotides long. RefSeq names its product dynein heavy chain-like. The record is from RefSeq and is a predicted model, not a curated record. The transcript is spliced from 2 exons. Bases 307 to 5811 code for a protein of 1834 amino acids. NCBI's taxonomy places the organism in Eukaryota, Metazoa, Chordata, Actinopteri, Salmoniformes, Salmonidae.
CUGGCUGGCUGGCUGGCUGGCUGGACAGGAAUAGGAGUAGGUUGGCCCCAGAGGCUGAUCUAGGAUCAGUUUUAUAUAUUUGAGUAAGGUUCAGGUUUAAAAAGGUUUGGACUGUAAGCUGAUCUUAGACCAGUGCCCACAGCCAAUUUCUAUCUCGAUUGGCUGUCUGACUGGCUGGCUGACAGGCUGGCUGAUUGGCUGGCUGACUGGCUGGCUGACUGGCUGGCUGACUGGCUGGCUGGCUGAUUGGCUGGCUGGCUGAUUGGCUGGCUGACUACUGCAUGGCUUUGUGAAGCCCAGUAGGGAAUGCAUGGAGGACGGAUCGGUGUUCAAUACGAUACAAUACAAUACAGGUACACCAUACACUACAGGUACAGCAUACAAUACAAUACAGGUACACCAUACAAUACAGGUACAGCAUACAAUACAAUACAGGUACACCAUACAAUACAGGUACAGCAUACAAUACAAUACAGGUACACCCUACAAUACAAUACAGGUACACCAUACAAUACAAUACAGGUACACCCUACAAUACAAUACAGGUACACCCUACAAUACAAUACAGGUACAGCAUACAAUACAAUACAGGUACAGCAUACAAUACAAUACAGGUACACCCUACAAUACAAUACAGGUACAGCAUACAAUACAAUACAAUACAGGUACAGCAUACAAUACGAUACAAUACAGGUACACCAUACAAUACAAUACAGGUACACCAUACAAUACAGAUACACCAUACAAUACAAUACAAUACAGGUACACCAUACAAUACAAUACAGGUACACCAUACAAUACAAUACAAUACAGGUACAGCAUACAAUACGAUACAGGUACAGCAUACAAUACGAUACAGUUACACCCUACAAUACAAUACAGGUACACAAUACAAUACAGAUACACCAUACAAUACAAUACAAUACAGGUACAGCAUACAAUACGAUACAGGUACACCCUACAAUACAAUACAGGUACACCCUACAAUACAAUACAGGUACACCCUACAAUACAAUACAGGUACACCCUACAAUACAAUACAGGUACACCAUACAAUACAAUACAGGUACAGCAUACAAUACGAUACAGGUACACCCUACAAUACAGUACAAUACAGGUACAGCAUACAAUACAAUACAGGUACACCCUACAAUACAAUACAAUACAGGUACAGCAUACAAUACAAUACAGGUACACCCUACAAUACAAUACAGGUACACCAUACAAUACAAUACAGGUACACCAUACAAUACAAUACAGGUACACCCUACAAUAAAAUACAGGUACACCCUACAAUACAAUACAGGUACACCAUACAAUACAAUACAGGUACAGCAUACAAUACGAUACAGGUACACAAUACAAUACAAUACAGGUACACUCUACAAUACAAUACAGGUACACCAUACAAUACAGGUACACCCUACAAUACAAUACAGGUACAGCAUACAAUACAGGUACACCAUACAAUACAGGUACAGCAUACAAUACAGGUACACCAUACAAUACAGGUACAGCAUACAAUACAGGUACACCAUACAAUACAGGUACAGCAUACAAUACAGGUACACCAUACAAUACAGGUACACCCUACAAUACAAUACAGGUACAGCAUACAAUACAGGUACACCAUACAAUACAAUACAGGUACACCAUACAAUACAGGUACACCCUACAAUACAAUACAGGUACACCAUACACUACAGGUACAGCAUACAAUACAAUACAGGUACACCAUACAAUACAGGUACAGCAUACAAUACAAUACAGGUACACCAUACAAUACAGGUACAGCAUACAAUACAAUACAGGUACACCCUACAAUACAAUACAGGUACACCAUACAAUACAAUACAGGUACACCCUACAAUACAAUACAGGUACACCCUACAAUACAAUACAGGUACAGCAUACAAUACAAUACAGGUACAGCAUACAAUACAAUACAGGUACACCCUACAAUACAAUACAGGUACAGCAUACAAUACAAUACAAUACAGGUACAGCAUACAAUACGAUACAAUACAGGUACACCAUACAAUACAAUACAGGUACACCAUACAAUACAGAUACACCAUACAAUACAAUACAAUACAGGUACACCAUACAAUACAAUACAGGUACACCAUACAAUACAAUACAAUACAGGUACAGCAUACAAUACGAUACAGGUACAGCAUACAAUACGAUACAGUUACACCCUACAAUACAAUACAGGUACACAAUACAAUACAGAUACACCAUACAAUACAAUACAAUACAGGUACAGCAUACAAUACGAUACAGGUACACCCUACAAUACAAUACAGGUACACCCUACAAUACAAUACAGGUACACCCUACAAUACAAUACAGGUACACCAUACAAUACAAUACAGGUACAGCAUACAAUACGAUACAGGUACACCCUACAAUACAGUACAAUACAGGUACAGCAUACAAUACAAUACAGGUACACCCUACAAUACAAUACAAUACAGGUACAGCAUACAAUACAAUACAGGUACACCCUACAAUACAAUACAGGUACACCAUACAAUACAAUACAGGUACACCAUACAAUACAAUACAGGUACACCCUACAAUAAAAUACAGGUACACCCUACAAUACAAUACAGGUACACCAUACAAUAUAAUACAGGUACAGCAUACAAUACGAUACAGGUACACAAUACAAUACAAUACAGGUACACUCUACAAUACAAUACAGGUACACCAUACAAUACAGGUACACCCUACAAUACAAUACAGGUACACCAUACAAUACAGGUACACCCUACAAUACAAUACAGGUACAGCAUACAAUACAGGUACACCAUACAAUACAGGUACAGCAUACAAUACAGGUACACCAUACAAUACAGGUACAGCAUACAAUACAGGUACACCAUACAAUACAGGUACAGCAUACAAUACAGGUACACCAUACAAUACAGGUACACCCUACAAUACAAUACAGGUACAGCAUACAAUACAGGUACACCAUACAAUACAAUACAGGUACACCAUACAAUACAGGUACACCCUACAAUACAAUACAGGUACAGCAUACAAUACAGGUACACAAUACAAUACAAUACAGGUACACUCUACAAUACAAUACAGGUACACCAUACAAUACAAUACAGGUACACCAUACAAUACAAUACAGGUACACCCUACAAUACAAUACAGGUACAGCAUACAAUACGAUACAGGUACACCAUACAAUACAAUACAGGUAAAGCAUACAAUACAAGUACACCAUACAAUACAAUACAGGUACAGCAUACAAUACAAUACAGGUACACUCUACAAUACAAUACAAGUACACCAUACAAUACAAUACAGGUACACCCUACAAUACAAUACAGGUACACUCUACAAUACAAUACAAGUACACCAUACAAUACAAUACAGGUACACAAUGCAAUACAAUACAGGUACAGCAUACAAUACGAUACAGGUACACCCUACAAUACAAUACAGGUACACUCUACAAUACAAUACAGGUACAGCAUACAAUACAAUACAGGUAUAUUAUACAAUACAGGUACAGCAUACAAUACAAUACAGGUACAGCAUACAAUACAAUACAGGUACAGCAUACAAUACGAUACAGGUACAGCAUACAAUACAAUACAGGUACACCCUACAAUACAAUACAAUACAGGUACAGCAUACAAUACAAUACAAUACAGGUACAACAUACAAUACAAUACAAUACAGGUACAGCAUACAAUACAAGUACACCAUACAAUACAAUACAGGUACACCCUACAAUACAAUACAGGUACAGCAUACAAUACAAUACAGGUACACAAUGCAAUACAAUACAGGUACAGCAUACAAUACGAUACAGGUACACCCUACAAUACAAUACAGGUACACUCUACAAUACAAUACAGGUACACCAUACAAUACAGGUACACUCUACAAUACAAUACAGGUACAGCAUACAAUACAAUACAGGUACACAAUGCAAUACAAUACAGGUACAGCAUACAAUACAGGUACACUCUACAAUACAAUACAGGUACACCAUACAAUACAGGUACACCAUACAAUACAAUACAGGUACACCAUACAAUACAGGUACACUCUACAAUACAAUACAGGUACACCAUACAAUACAGGUACACUCUACAAUACAGGUACAGCAUACAAUACAAUACAGGUACACAAUGCAAUACAAUACAGGUACAGCAUACAAUACGAUACAGGUACACUCUACAAUACAAUACAGGUACAGCAUACAAUACAGGUACACUCUACAAUACAAUACAGGUACACCAUACAAUACAGGUACAGCAUACAAUACAAUACAGGUACACUCUACAAUACAAUACAGGUACACCAUACAAUACAAUACAGGUACAGCAUACAAUACAAUACAGGUACACCAUACAAUACAAUACAAUACAGGUACACUCUACAAUACAAUACAGGUAUAGCAUACAAUACAAUACAGGUACAGCAUACAAUACAAUACAGGUACACCAUACAAUACAAUACAGGUACAGCAUACAAUACAAUACAGGUACACCAUACAAUACAAUACAAUACAGGUACACCAUACAAUACAAUACAGGUACAGCAUACAAUACAAUACAAUACAGGUACACUCUACAAUACAAUACAGGUACAGCAUACAAUACAAUACAGGUACACCCUACAAUACAAUACAGGUACACCAUACAAUACAAUACAAUACAGGUACACUCUACAAUACAAUACAGGUACACCAUACAAUACAAUACAGGUACAGCAUACAAUACAAUACAGGUACACCCUACAAUACAAUACAGGUACAGCAUACAAUACAAUACAGGUACAGCAUACAAUACAAUACAGGUACAGCAUACAAUACAAUACAAUACAGGUACACUCUACAAUACAAUACAGGUACAGCAUACAAUACAAUACGGGUACACCCUACAAUACAAUACAGGUACACCAUACAAUACAAUACAGGUACACCCUACAAUACAAUACAAUACAGGUACACUCUACAAUACAAUACAGGUACACCCUACAAUACAAUACAAUACAGGUACAGCAUACAAUACAAUACAGGUACACCAUACAAUAAAAUACAGGUACACCCUACAAUACAAUACAAUACAGGUACAGCAUACAAUACAAUACAGGUACAGCAUACAAUACAAUACAGGUACACCCUACAAUAAAAUACAGGUACACCCUACAAUACAAUACAGGUACACCCUACAAUACAAUACAGGUACACCCUACAAUACAAUACAGGUACACCAUACAAUACAAUACAAUACAGGUACACUCUACAAUACAAUACAGGUACAGCAUACAAUACAAUACAGGUACAGCAUACAAUACAAUACAGGUACAGCAUACAAUACAAUACAGGUACACCAUACAAUACAAUACAAUACAAUACAAUACAGGUACAGCAUACAAAACAAUACAGGUACACAAUACAAUACAAUACAAUACAGGUACAGCAUACAAUACAAUACAGGUACACAAUACAAUACAGGUACAGCAUACAAUACAAUACAGGUACAGCAUACAAUACAAUACAGGUACACCCUACAAUACAAUACAAUACAGGUACACCCUACAAUACAGGUACACCCUACAAUACAGGUACAGCAUACAAUACAGGUACAGCAUAGAAUACAGAUCCAGCAUACAAUACAAUACAGGUACAGCAUACAAUACAAUACAGGUACACCCUACAAUACAGUACAGGUACAGCAUACAAUACAAUACAGGUACAGCAUACAAUACAAUACAGGUACAGCAUACGGUACAAUACAGGUACAGCAUACAGCAUACAUCUGUACUGUCUGAUGUCUUGUUCUGUACUGUCUGAUGUCUUGUUCUGUACUGUCUGAUGUCUUGUUCUGUACUGUCUGAUGUCUUUCUUUUUGUCCUGUCUGAUGUCUUUCUUUUUGUCCUGUCUGU